Xyrichtys novacula (pearly razorfish) is the source of this 9792-nucleotide messenger RNA. The record is from the annotation of a GenBank genome assembly. Lineage: Eukaryota; Metazoa; Chordata; Actinopteri; Labriformes; Labridae.
ACACAUACACGGACUGACGGCGCAGUAAACGUCAGUCAGUGUGGGUGGUGAACAGCAGUGGUCACUGAUUAAUACUGAGGGUAAACUUCCGUGUCUGCAGCUUCCGUGUCAAGUGUAGUUUCCUCUUUCUCUGGACUGUUCAUCGCUGUUUGAAAAGGGACAAACUCACAGAAAUGCGACCCAUAACAGAGGAGCUAACGUCGCUCAUUUCAGGUAAAACAUGCUUCAGUUCUCUUUGGACGCGCUGGUUGUAUCCUUACUUUCUCCAGGGAUGGUGAACGACCGAGACCGUUUCAUGAAAACAGGAAGCACACGCUUAAUAUGGAUGACUAACUUUAAGUUCACACACACACACACACACACACCACAGAGAUGCUGUGUCGUCUACACUGCAAACUCCUGAUAACUAGGGUCUAGUAUUUUGACUUCAUGCUGUAUGUGCUAAUUUAGCAUUGAAAAUAAGUAAGAAGCUCUCAAACAACACUGGACCAUUUGGCUGCAAAAAGUCACAUUGAAUUAAAUUGUGUAAAUCUUUCUGUUUAGAUCUUGAGAAUUUCCUCACUGAUGGAUUAAAAGGGGAAAGUCUCAGCAAGAAGGCAAAAGAGAAGAGGGAGGCCUUUAUCAAAAGGAUCAAGGAGGUCAAAUUAGGGUAAUUCUGAUUUACAUAGGGUGUCAAAUUUGCCCUUUUGUUGAGUUUGGUUUGAAGUCAUUGACUUAAUGUUUUCAAAUCUGUCAUAAAAACUGUUGACGUGUUUUCUGUCUCCUCCAGUUUCCCACAGGACUUCAAGGAUAAAAGUGAGUAUGUUUUUGUACUAGUCCAGGAGUUCACAUCAGGUUUUCCAUUUUCCCACUUAUCUGUUGUGACAGCGGUUUCCCCCACCACUGUGUUAUAUCAUAACAUUCAUACGGUGGCAGAGAACCGCCACUGCUGCAAAAAAAAAGAAGUCACAAUGAAAGUUACCACAGCAACAAAAAAGAAACCGAAGCCUGCUGCAAAUAAAAAAAGGAACUGUGCAGAUAAAAAAAAAUUAAAAAGCAACAAUGGAAGUUAACAAGCAAAAAAAACAGGCUGCAGAAGAAAAAGUUCCUUACUGCAAAAAUGAAAGGAUGCAAAUAAAAAAAGUCGAUAUGAAGUUGAACUGAAGCUAACACUACACCGGCAUCCUCCCGUUCAACUUCAUAUCGACUCAGGCGCUACAUGGCCAGACCAAAUGACGCAUUGAAAAGCACACAAAGCGAAAUUAAACAAUAACAUUUCCACUUACCUCUUUGCUCAUCUUCUCUCCAUCGUCAUCUGUGCCUAGAUCGUAAAACACAGGUGCAUCGUCAUUAUUGGUCCCCAGCAGCCCACUUCCGUGGUGGCUUUUUUUUUUUGCAUCCUUUUAUUUUUGCAGUAAGAAGCUUUUUGUUGUUGUUGUUGUUUUUGCAUCGCCACUUUUUUUGCGUCGUUAGCUUCCAAUGGGGCUUAUUUUUUCAUCCGCACCGUUUUUUUUCUAUUCCCAGUGGGCUUCAGUUUCCUUUUUUUGCAUCAGUAACUUCCGCUGGGACAUCUUUUUUUUUGCAUUCUUUUUUAUUUGCAGCAGUGGCGUUUCUCGGCCACUGUACAUUCACUAUCACCACAUUGCACUGUUGACUCCUGCAGGUGGAGAGGACUCUGACGAUGAGGAGGAGGUUGACAGCAACAAUGAAGGCGGGUCGCUGCAGUCAGAGCGCACAGACAAGGAUGAAGAUGCUUGUGAAGGUAAACCACUUAGCAGAUGCUCAAGGCUGACUCAAUAACUACUAACCACUGUGGAUUAAAGUGUUGAAAAUCACUUCUUGGCAUGACAAUACACAAAUCCGUGUGUCUGCUGUGCUGAAAAAGCGACUUUGAGUGGCACAAUGAGGGAGACAUUCCAACUGUAACUUGGCAACAUACUUGAGGAGCAAUUUGGGGGCACAACCGCUACUCCCACCUCCUCUUUCACCCCACCUCUUUGACAGCUAGAGCGUGCUUUAUUACCCUCAGCCGCCAUCGGAGGACUGAAAAUUACUGCCAUGGCUGAAGUUUAAAGAAAAAAUAAACAUUCCUUAACAUACAGUUUUAACCAUGUGAGCUCAAAUGCAACUGUCUAUGUAAGAUUUCAAAUGUACUUUUCUAUGUAGAGUAUCAAGGAAAUCCUUGUGAAAUGGUGUUUAGGGGUCUGUCUGGGGUUUAUGGGUUGUAAGCAGCUGCCAGUUUUAUGGCUGCUCUUUCACACAAAGCAACUUUGACACAGCAGUUGAACAUUUGCAUUGAAGUUGCACACUGCAAGGGUAAUCUCUUCAUAUGCGGAGUGAAACAGAUCCUGGUGGAUCUUUUUACAUUGUCCAAACUAAUACAUGAGAAGGCAAAAAAGACAUGAAUAGAUACAUCCUUUACUUUUACAUGAUAUAAAUGCUUUAAAAUGAUGUUGGGUUUAACAUUAACACUAAACCUGCUCUGUUGCAAAUCUUUCCCAGGAGCACAGCAGUCUCCACCUGUGGCGGCUCAGGACCUGACGUCUGUCUUUAAGGCUGGAUACCUUGAGAAGCGCAGGAAGGGUGGGUGCUCUGCUUAAAGCUUACAUAACAGAAAUAGUUAUAAACAUUUAGAAAAGUUUGUGAGAUUUUCCCCAUAAAGUCCUCAGGAAAAAAUAAUCAUUAUGUCUAAAUCAUUAAGUGAAUUGACACCAUCCUAAUUGAUUUACCCACAAUAUUUGUUAUACACAAGUCACCUGACUUCUAUGAAAACAGGGUUGUGUCUAUUAGAUUCACAGUUAUGCAGUAUGCAGCUGCUCUAUUUGUGCUCAAAAUUCAUGACAACCUAAACAAAUAGUAAGUAAUCUUUCAGUAAAAAAUGAGAACUUUAACUACAACAGUAGUCUCACGACUCUUUACAAAGAUAGGACUCUUACUUGUACAUGAAAUACAUUUUCUGCCAUAUGAAGCUUAAUUGUACUUUCACAAAGAGAGAAGAUGUAUUCCUCGGUUCCCUGACUUUAAUUCAUCCUUCAUCCACAGAUCACAGCUUUUUUGGUACUGAGUGGCAGAAGAGAUGGUGUGCUCUAAGCCAUCAGACCUUCUACUACUACGGCAGUGACAAAGGUAUCUCAGUUUUUUCAUGUUAACUCUGUUUUCACUGUAUUUUGAAUAAAUACUGUGUGAGAGAAAUUAAGUGGAUGCAUGUUUGUUAUUCUGCUUGAGUUCCCAGGUUUUGUCAGUAAUGUUGAAUUUGUUUGAACCACGAAUGAUGAUGUUGAAUCUCAUGCUAACAGACAAGCAGCAGAAGGGGGAGUUCAGUAUCGAUGGCUACUCUGUCAAAAUAAACAGCACCUUACGGAAAGACUCCAAGAAAGACUGCUGCUUUGAAAUUUCAGCUCCAGACAAGCGAGUCUAUCAGGUAUGCUUAUUUUCCCCCAUUGCUUUUCUAAAUAUGCAUCCUGUAUUAGAAAAACAGAUAUUGACUUAAGACAUGGCAUGCUUAAAACCAAGCAAGGCCUUUGUUUUUAAAACUUGUUCAUUCAUUUGACACUGUUGCCUUUGCAGUGGCUCAGCUUGACAUGCAUAAUUUAAAAAGUCUAAAUGAGUGUUUCUAACAUCCAGGCUCUUCCAUGCGGAACAUUUUAAUAUGCACAAAUGUAGUAUUAUUUGUUUAUGUUAAUGAAUAUAUGAAGGGCUGCAUGUUGCACUGACUAAGGUUUUCAUUUCACAGUUUUGUGCGUCAUCAGUGAAAGAGGCGGAGGACUGGGUGAAACAGAUUGACUUUGUUAUAAAAGGUGUGAACUGUUCAAGUCAUAAAAACAUACUAUAAGGCACCUUAAUGUAGCAAGUUUUUGUUUCUGCACAAAUGAAAGUAUAGACCUGAGAAACCUCAAAAAUUGUAUUUCUAAAUACUUGGUGUGUGUGCGUCACUGAUAUAUGUUUUUUUCCUCUCUGUAGAUAUGUCAGGCAUCAUCCCAGAGGAUGAAGAGGAGGAGCAGGAACUGUACGAUGAUGUGGGAAAUGCAGAUGUGGAGGAUCAGUCUGAACCAAUCGAUGAAGACAUCUAUGAGGAGCUGCCAGGUUUUGAUACACAAUUUAUUCCUGCUACAACCUGCACUCUCCCACAGAACAUGAAUGUAUUACAUUCAUCUCCAGUCAGGUUUUAUUUGUCUCAUUCAAAGGCUUUAUUUUCUGCUAUGGCACAUUACCUAAUAUUAUUAUUAGAUAGUCAUAACUUUGAACAGCACACUCAACCAUAAAUAAUCUGUCAUUUUUCUUUCUUUAUUUCUUCAGAGGAUGAAGUUCCCACUCCAGUGAAGCCACCUCCAAAGCUGAAUCCAGUCACUAAACCUGCCCCCCCUGCUGCAGGUACAACACGGACAGGUCUGCAUAGAUUUCAGUGCAUCGUAGUUUGUGGAUAAGAGUGAAGUCAAUUUUGCUUUAUAUUGUCUCAAACUAAAUGUUCUGUUGUUUUGUACAUGCUCAAAUGUUAUAGCCAGGGUAAAGAAGAAGUAACAACUUCAGAGGAAGUUGAUGUGAACAUGAACUGAAAGUUAACACAAUACUGGAAAUAACUUUGAGGCAACUUCCUCUUUACAACAAGUGACGUGUUAGAGGGCUGUAAGCACCAAAAUAUCAUGCUGUGCUUUGCUAUGUAAGGUGUGAACAUUACAAGAACACUAACAAGCUGUGAGAGACUGACCAGUGGGAAAUUUUCUUACUUCAGAUCAAUAAAUAGGCUGGAAGUAGAAAUAUUUAUAUAUACGUACACACACGAUGUACGUGUUUCUAAAUUUGUACCAGGUAAACAUCGGCCCAAUUCGUCAUUAUCAGUUACAGAAAAUAGUGAAAUGCAUACACUACUUAAAGUGAAAAAAAAAAACAGCUUCUUUAUUAUUCUAUAAAUAAUGGGCAUCAUUGAGUUAUUUGUUAUCUUGACUAAUUAAUUAAUUUGUUUAUUUUGGCUGAAUGUCAGAAAAUACCAGAGAAUAUGUCUGGGAGCCUUUGUCAAACCUGACAUCUGCGCAGACGUCUGAAACAGAUGUUUUAGUUUUUGCUCAAACAUAACUUUUUAUUUUGCAUACUGCAAUAAUGUAUAUCUUUUCGAACUGUUUAUUUUUUGAUUAUUAAAAAAAAAAUCAUUCACAAUUCAAUUUCAGGUAGCAGAUUUUUUUACCUGAUCAUUUCUAAAAUGAAAUCACAACACAGACUGUUUACACUUGAUCUGCUCCCUCUUCUCUGCAGGUGUCCCAUGGCUCUCCAAAACAAAAAUACUGAAUCCUAAGAACUGUUGUUUCAUUGAUUGGUAGAAUGAACUUGGCUCUCAGCUUGUCUGCCUCCGUCUCUGUUUUAGGCUCUUUACUGCCUCCUGUUGGUGCUGUUGUACACACACAGCAGCUGCUGCAAUGAGUGUCCUCCAAACAUCUGAUUGUUAUUGUCUUUUUUAUCGCUUGUUUCCCUCUAGUUGAUAAGAGCACAGACUACGCAAACUACUACCAGGGCUUGUGGGACUGUGUAGCUGACCACGCGGAUGAGUUGUCCUUCAAACGGGGAGAAGCCGUCUACAUCCUGAGCAAGGUAUGGUUCAGAGAAUUGUGCAUGUCAGAGUUCAACAUUUAUCUGUCCCUAACAGAGUCUUCUUUGCUGAGGAUUAAGUCUGCUAACUGGUCUACAAAAGUUAAGAGACAUGGUUUGUAGUCUGAGGGGCUCUUUUGGCCACAGACCACCUAUAGUGAGUUAUUUCAGAGCCCCCAAAGAAAGUGCCUUUUCACAUCCUUUACUGGCAGCAUCUGGCCCGCCGCCUGGAGGUGAACGGCUGAUGGUGAGAGGCGGACUGGGCUCGGUUCUCUCUCUGGCACUGUGAUGGGGAUUAGUUGUGUCACAACGGAAACUGUUUUAGUGCCGUUGGCGGAGGCUGGGUUUUGCUGGCACACGGUGCCAUUCCAUCACUUCCAUCUGGGCUGUUUCAGCACGCUGUCCCUGCCGUGAUGCCAGGCGCUGAGCAGCCUGCAGCCCACACACCUCUCAGACGUCUCUCUCACCUCGGCAAAUAGGAAUGUGUGUUCUCAGGAAACCCAGGCUCAGUCCACCACUCCAUUCAGAGCAGGUGAGGACGUGUGGUGGACGCACAAUUUCCGAGACUUGUCGCCUUAGCGUGUGUGCCAGGUAAUGAGGACUGAGGGGCCGUUCUUCACCUUUAUUAUAUAACCAAACAGGAGCCCUUUUGUGCUCAGCUGCCUCAUAUUGGAUUUUGUUUUGAUGCAUUUAACGGGCAAGCUUCAGAGCAUCCCACAGCAAAUGAAUCAAAGAAUAUUUUACUUUUACAGAUUCAUGUCAGCCCUGUGGUUUGUGUAAAAUAAAAACAGUGUUAAAUGUGCUCCAUCUAGACUAGUUAUAUUUCCUGUCUGGUUUGGUUUCUAUGGAGCAUGAAGUCAACUGAGACAUACUGUUGUCAACUGGCCAGCUCAGUUUCCAAAUUCAAGUCUGCCAUCUAGUGGUAGUUCAGAGAAUUGAAGAUAUGGCAACGUGAUCUGUUCAGUAAAACCUGAAUGAUCAUUUUAUUAUCAGUAACUCAUUUCUAGAGCUAUAAUUUGCCAAUAAAUGAUCCAAAAUAUACAUCAUGAAGUGUUUUUAUCCUACAGACUCAAAAUAAAUUGAGGUGGUUUUCAUAUUUAAAAAAUCAAAUUAAGCUCAUAUUGAGGUGUUAAAAAGGAAUGGAUCAGCGAAACGGUUCAUCUUCUGUUGACUAGCUCAUUGAUUAAUUGAUCCAGCACUAAUGGAAAGAAACAAAUGCACAAAGCAGACAGACCCGUCAAUGCUCAAUGGCCAAAUGCCUGUUUAUGGCUCCUUCUCCAUGUGUGGAAAAGGACCAAGAAUCAAGUUGCCCUUUCACUCAGACUGGGAGUGCCAUUAGCUGAAACCUUGGUGUUGGGGGUUGUGGCCCGCUGCGAGGGCAAUGACCAUAAAACCUGUCUGGACUGCAGCAGCCAGCUGCAGCUAAAGGGCUGGUCGGCUCCUUCCCCCCUCCGUCCCCCAUCUCUGCCUCCUCCCUCAUUCUCCUUUCUCUCUCGUCCCAGCGUCCCUCCCCCAUUCCACAGUCCAGAAAUAGCUGUAGUGUUACAGCUGUGAGACCCCCCAGUCAGGACUGGGGUGUUGAUUAUAGGGCCUGACUGGGAGUGAGAGAGAGUGAGUUGUACGGAUGUACUGCACCAGACCCCCCCCUACCCCCAAGCCAAAGUGCACAAAACCAAUCAAGAGAUUCAACCCAUCACUUCAUCUGAGUGAUUAAUGGCCUGAUUAAGUUUAAACCUUUUUGUAAAAAAAAAAAAAAUGCCGCUGCAGGUCUCUAAAACUGUGCUUGAAAAGGUAAAAAUAAACGAUUAUUAGCCACAAAGUAAAUUAUCUACUGUACAUAAUAAGAAAUAAAUGUUUUACCUGGGUGUUGGAAACUUCAUCCACUCAUGUUCAUCCUUAGAGAAAUAAGCUACUUAUCUUCAGCCAGCAAGUAUAAAAAUGUUUAUUUGUUUGGAGUAAAUAAAGAUUUUAAAAAUGAUCUUCCAAGUGUUAGAAACUGAGUGUGGAAUAUGUCGCAACAGGAGAGUCUGGGAUUUUAUGAAGAAGACACAAGAUGGGUGUUUAGGUAAAUUCUGGGAACUCAUAAUGUUAACUUUCAUCGUUAGGACUAAUGUUGUGUCGAGUGUAAACCUCUUUUUCGUCUAAUUAUUGCUGUGGUUACUCACAGAGGACAUGCAGAUGUGCUUUGUUUUUGUGUGUGCGUGUGUUAUAUCUUUGUUUUAAAAAGUACACUCAACAGUAAGAAAGAAAAAGAGUUAUAAGAACAGAACUGUUGGAUUAUCUUGAAUAUAUAUGUGUUAAUGUGUGUUUAGUCACCAGUUUUCUACAGCUCCUUAUGUGUACUCCUGUUGUGUCCCACAUUUACUCAGGCACGACUUCUUUGUGAGCCAGAACUACACAAUGAGGUGUUGCUCUUUUCAAAGGCCUGCUGCAGGAAGUCAUAAUGUGCACACACACUUGGUCUCACACUCUCUUACACACACCUCAUGUCAAUGUGCUACAUUAUCCCUGAGGGGCCUGUGAAAUGUUGUUUUAAUCAUGUGACACAUUCUUGAAAUUACUUUGACGUUUUCUGUUUGUUUCCUUUAAUGUUUAAUUUGCUGUUAAUAAUGUCGUCGCACUGACAUGAUGAACAACCCAAUCAGCACACAGCUGUUCAUGCAAGUCAUAUCUAAUGCUGCUGCUGUUGUUCCUCAUCCUUGGCUUAAUAUGACCAUAUGAUCACUCACAUCCAUUCUCUCUCCUGGGAAUAACUGGACACAGAUGUGGGCCCUCCUCGUCCUUGAGUUUUUGCAUUGAUUUGAAACACUGUGCAGGUUCCUCUUCCUUUCUCCUCAUCUGAACAUGAUCUCCAGUGUUGAUUCAUGUUGGGGAAGACUUUGAUGUGAGGUCAGGCUUCUGGCCAAACAGGGAGAGAGAGGCUUUUUCUCCUCUUGUCUCAGAUCUCUCCUCGCAGUGUUCUCCUCACAUCUCAGCAUGCUGACAGCCAUUUGGAGCUAUUACUUGUCAUGCUGUGACAGAUUUAUAUGUGAUGUGCUCUGGAUGCACACUGAGGGUUUUUUUUGUGCGGAGUAGAGGGGAGGGGAGUGAGCAUGGGCUCAAAAUCAACCCAGAAAGACAGACAUGACAGAGAAGACAUUAGAAUGAAAUUAUUAAUGUGGUGAAUGGUGUGAAAAAAGUACCCUGAGAUUUUAAAGUUUGCUGUGGUGAAUAAAACCAUCUAAAUUUAUUUUAUUUUUGUCCACAUAAUUUAUUCUCCACUGGUACAUGUCUUACAAGCUUUGAUUACCACACUUGAUAGCUUUGAUGAAGUUGUUUAUGAUAUGUGCGCCUGGUAUGUUGUUGGAUAUGAGAUCUGUAUGCUUCCAAAACUUUAUCAGAACAUAGGAGAGUCCAAUUCAUACAGAGCAUCUAAAGUAAAUUUGAAGAGGUGGUUACUUGAAAAAACCAAAUUUGUUCUCAUUAGUUGGUUGGCGUGUUUUCGGGUGGGUAAUGUUGAUGUUGUAAUUAUUGUGUAUUAUGUAUGUUUUUAUGUAGUUGCUGAUUUCCCACCUUUUUAGGUAGCCAUGUUCCUUCUGGCAGGGGGACUACCAAUAGAAACUAGCCUUGUGGCAACAAUUGGGUCCAUUUACAUUUUAUCUUUUUAAAAUGUUCAUUAAUGUACACUGUCCCUCUUUAACAAAUAAAAAGAAAAUAAAAAUAAUAAAUAAAUAACUGAUGCAUCAGGUUGUAUUGGUUUUAAGUUGAACCAAAGGAAGAAAGUUCUCAGCAUGCACCAAUCAUCCUAAAAGUAUCUCUGUAUUUUUUUCAGGAGUACGCGAGCUUUGGCUGGUGGGUUGGAGAGAAGAACGGCACAAUAGGAAUUGUCCCCAAAGAGUACCUGAUGGAGCUUUAUGUACUUUAAUCACACCGACCCCAUCACCACCACCAUAGCAGGAUUUGUUUGCUUAGGAGGAAACCUGCAUGAAUAAUAUAUUAAAAAAAGCAAUAAAUUCCUCAUGUUUCAGCUGGUACACUUCACCAUUUACAGGAUCGUAUCCACUCUGAAAAGCUAAUGAUUGCUGGCAGAAAUUUUCAUAUGACUGAAGACAUUGUUUGAAAGUAUUUUUCUACCGAUUGUUUCUAUUUAUUUUCUCAAGACACAGUUUGUCCACAACACCGUUUCAUGCUCUGCUUUUUGAGGAUUUUGCAUUUGCAAAGGGAGAGAAAAAUAAAGAAGUUAACAUCUCUCUUGUA